AUGGACCUUCCCAGUACAAAUAAUGCCACAAAUACUUCCAGCAAUCCCAAAGCAAAGGCAAACCCUUGCAUUUGGACCGGUAUCUCAUGCAACGCUGCUAGAAGUGUCAACAAGAUAAACCUUACCAAUUUUGGUAUACAAGAUACUAAUCAACUCAGUGGUUCAAUCCCGACAACAUUAGGUGAUUUGACCAACCUUACCACCCUCUAUCUCUUUUUAAAUAAUCUUUCUAGCACUAUUCCUAUGCAGAUGGGAAACUUGAAAUAUUUGGUGGAUUUACACUUGGGUUCCAAUCAACUCAGUGGUUCAAUUCCUACAACAUUAGGUAAUUUGACCAACCUUAUCAUUCUCUAUCUAUAUUCAAAUAAUCUUUCUGGCACUAUUCCUAUGGAGAUAGGAAAUCUAAAAUCAUUGGUGGAUCUAAGGUUGGACUUUAAUCAACUCAGUGGUUCAAUUCCGACAACACUGUGGGAUCUGACCAACCUUACCACUCUCUAUCUCUUUUCAAAUAACCUUUCUGGAACUAUUCCUAUGGAGAUGGGAAACAUGAAAUCAUUGGUGACUCUAGACUUGGCCACCAAUCAACUCAGUGGUUCAAUUCCAACUUCAUUAUGUGAUUUGCCUAACUUGGAGAAUUUAUUCCUCUUUGAAAACCAACUCUCUGGCUCCAUUCAAGAGAUAGGAAAUAUCCCGAAGCUCACAGAACUGGAAAUAUGCAAUAUAUCUGAAGACUUUGGUGUUUAUCCAAGUCUUAAUUUUAUAGAUUUGAGCAACAAUCAACUUUAUGGUGAAAUCUCACCAAAUUGGGGAUUGUGCCCAAAUUUAACAAACCUACGAAUAGCAGGAAACAAACUUACUGGUUCUAUACCAUCUGAGAUUGGAAGCGCAACCCAAAUUCAUGAGCUGGAUCUUUCUUCAAAUGGUUUAGUCGGGACAAUUCCAAAGGAGUUUGGGGGAUUAACUUCAAUGGUGAAGUUGAUGUUGGAUGGCAAUCAACUUUCAGGUCGUGUCCCUUCAGAGUUGAAAUCAUUGCAUGAUCUAGAAUAUCUUGAUCUAUCAGCAAACAAAUUCAAUGAUUCAAUUCCAAGCUUUGUAGGUGACUUUCUCAAGUUAAAUUACUUGAAUUUGAGCAACAACAAGUUCAGUCAAGCGAUUCCAUUUCAAUUAGGGAAGUUAAUUCAUCUCUCCCAACUAGAUUUGAGUUUUAACGCAGUUAAAGGUCGGAUACCAUCAGAUAUUAGUAAUAUGCAGAGUUUGGAGAUACUUAAUAUAUCCCACAACAAUCUUUCUAGUUUCAUUCCAAAAAGUUUUGAAAAUAUGCGCGGGUUGUCGUAUGUAGACAUAUCCUACAAUGAGUUGGAAGGUCCACUUCCCAACAACAAAGCAUUUCAAGCUGCUACUCAAGAAGCAUUGCAAGGGAACAAGGGCUUGUGUGGCAACGCACGAUUUUUGCAACCCUGCAAUAAACAAAACCCAAAAAAGGAACAUAAACUCGUAUUUUUGAUAAUCUUCCCUAUUCUUGGAGCAUUUUCACUUCUAGCCUUUAUAUUUGCAUUGGUAGCAAAAAGGAAAAAGAAACAUCACCACCAUGGAGAAAAAACCAACAUGAACGAAGAAAUUUCUUUCUCAAUAUUAAAGUUUGAUGGAAAGAAGAUGUUUGAGGAAAUAGUAAGGGCAACAGAAGAUUUUGAUCCCAUGUAUUGCAUAGGGCAGGGAGAACAGGGAAGUGUCUACAAAGCAACUUUGUCUUCCACUUACACAGUGGCCGUGAAGAAACUCCAUUUGCCAUGCGAUGAUGACAAGAAUCUUCAGAAGGCAUUCUUGAAUGAAAUUAGGGCACUAACUGAGAUGAGUCACCGAAAUAUUGUGAAGCUUUAUGGAUUUUGUUCACAUAAGCGACACUCAUUUUUGGUGUAUGAUUAUCUGAAAAAGGGUAGUUUGGCCACAAUGUUGAGCAAAGAUGAGGAAGCCAAAGAACUGGGGUGGAGUAAAAGGGUGAAUAUAGUUAAAGGUGUAGCUCAUGCCUUGUGUUACAUGCAUCACGAUUGUUUCCCACCGAUUGUGCAUCGGGACAUAUCGAGUAAGAACAUUUUGCUGGAUGAUGAAUAUGAGGCCUGUGUUUCAGACUUUGGCACUGCAAAGUUCUUAAAUCCAGACUCGGCUAAUUGGAGUGCCCUUGCAGGCACAUAUGGAUAUGUUGCACCAGAGCUUGCUUAUACCAUGGAAGUGAAUGAGAAGUGUGAUGUUUAUAGCUUUGGAGUGGUGACAUUGGAGACAGUUAUGGGAAGACAUCCUGGAGAUCUGCUCUCAUCUCUAUCUUCGGGGGCGUGUUCAUCAUCAUCAUCAUCGUCAACUGCAUUACCAGCCCAUCAAAUGCCAGUUGUGGAUGUUUUGGACAAACGCAUUUCCCCUCCUACACGUGAAGUUGCAGGAGAAGUUGUCUCUGUUGUGAAGGAUGCAAACCAAUUUUCGGGUUAUUUGCCACAUAACAUUUGCCGAGCUGGAUCUUUCAGAUACUUUUCAGCAUUCUCCAAUCAUCUGAGUGGUCCAAUCCUUAAAUUUUUGAAAACCUGCACUAGCUUAUUCAGAGUCCGUCUUGAAGGGAACCAAUUGACAAGCAAUAUAUCUGAAGACUUUGGUGUUUAUCCAAGUCUCAAUUUUAUAGAUUUGAGCAACAAUCAACCUUAUGGUGAAAUCUCACCAAAUUGGGUAUUGUGCCCAAAUUUAACAAGCUUACGAAUAGUUGCAAACAAACUUACUGGUUCUAUACCAGUUGAGAUUGGAAACGCAACCCAAAUUCGUGUGCUGGAUCUUUCUUCAAAUGGUUUAGUUGGGACAAUUCCAAAGGAGUUUGGGGGAUUAACUUCAAUAGUGAAGUUGAUGUUGGAUGGCAAUCAACUUUCAGGUCAUGUCCCUGCAGAGUUGAAAUCAUUGACUGAUCUAGAAUAUCUUGAUCUAUCAGCAAAAAAAUUCAAUAAUUCAAUUCCAAACUUUGUAGGUGACUUUGUCAAGUUAAAUCACUUGAAUUUGAGCAACAAUAAGUUCAGUCAAGCAAUUCCAUUUCAGUUGGAGAAGUUAAUUCAGUUGUCCCAACUGGAUUUGAGUUUCAAUGUAGUUGAAGGUCAGAUACCAUUAGAUAUUAGUAAUAUGCAGAGUCUAGAGAUACUUAAUAUAUCCCACAACAAUCUUUCUGGUUUCAUUCCAAUGAGUUUUGAAACCAACAAUGACUUGGAAGGUCCACUUCCAACAACAAAGCAUUUCAAGCUGUUACUCAAGAACCAUUGCAAGGGAACAAGGGCUUGUGUGGCAAAGCACGAUUUUUGCAACCCUGCAAUAAACAAAGCCCAAAAAAGGAUCAUAAACUCUUGUUUAUGA
Molecule: messenger RNA, 3375 nt
Organism: Rosa rugosa (rugosa rose)
Lineage: Eukaryota; Viridiplantae; Streptophyta; Magnoliopsida; Rosales; Rosaceae
Product: MDIS1-interacting receptor like kinase 2-like
Exons: 5
Coding region: 1-3375 (1124 amino acids)
Biological process (GO): protein phosphorylation
Molecular function (GO): protein binding; protein kinase activity; ATP binding
Source: RefSeq, a predicted model, not a curated record